Sinocyclocheilus anshuiensis is the source of this 799-nucleotide messenger RNA. RefSeq names its product high choriolytic enzyme 1-like. The transcript has 5 exons. Bases 1 to 795 code for a protein of 264 amino acids. Gene Ontology annotation, molecular function: metalloendopeptidase activity; zinc ion binding. The record is from RefSeq and is a predicted model, not a curated record. Lineage: Eukaryota; Metazoa; Chordata; Actinopteri; Cypriniformes; Cyprinidae. Gene Ontology annotation, biological process: proteolysis.
AUGGACACAAGAGCCUCCCUCUCCAUUCUGCUGCUGCUGUUUGGCGUCUCACAAGCGUCUCCUCUCAUGGAAAGUUUUGAAGGAGUGUUUGUGUCAGAGCCGGAAAGUGUGGACAUCACUACAAGGAUUUUGGAGUCCAACAAUGGAUCUUCUGAAGUCUUGAUUGAAGGAGAUCUGGUGUUUCCCAAAACCAGAAAUGCUCUCUACUGCUUUAACAACAACUGUUUCUGGAAGAAAAACUCUAACAACAUAGUGGAGGUCCCUUACACAGUGAGCAGUGAAUUCUCUUAUUAUGAGAAAUCAGUGAUUGCGAACGCCAUGUCCACCUUUCACUCCAAAACCUGCAUCCGCUUUGUGGCCAGAUCAGCUCAGACCGACUACAUUAGUAUUGAGAACAAAGAUGGGUGCUUCUCUUCUCUUGGUAGAACUGGUGGCAAACAGGUGGUCUCCCUCAACAGGAACGGCUGUGUGUAUCACGGCAUCGUUCAGCAUGAGCUCAAUCAUGCCCUGGGCUUCAACCACGAGCAAACCAGGAGCGAUCGUGACAAGUACGUCAAGAUCAACUGGGAGAACAUCUCUCCUGAUACGGCCUACAACUUCCAGAAACAAAACACCAACAACCAAAACACUCCAUACGACUAUGGCUCCAUCAUGCACUAUGGAAAAACAGCCUUCACCAUCCAGCCUGGCCUGGAAACCAUCACUCCCAUUCCUGAUGAGACGGUGGAAAUUGGACAGAGGCAGGGAAUGUCCAACACUGACAUCCUGAGGAUCAACAAGCUGUAUGGAUGCUAAAGAU